AUGGAUCGUCGACGUUUUUUAACCAUUGGGGAAAUAGAAUCCUACAUAAAUUCUUCGAGCAGUGAGGAUGAAGGCGAAGUAGUUUCAGCUAAACGAAUGAAAAUUGUUAAUCCUAUUUCGAAAAAAAUAACUUCUGUCGUAUAUAUUCCACCAGCAGAUGUUGAUGCUGUAAGUGACGAAGAACUUAUUGACGAUAAUGAGAUGAUAACAGAGGUACCAGCUAUGACGGAUGUUUGUGGAGAGUUGGUGGUCGAACAUGAAUCAGAUGUGGAAGAUUUUGCGUCGCCGCCGUCAUGCUUAGUUGGAAUACUUGAUGAUGGACCAUCCUGUUGUGCAAAAACAACUAGGUACACAGCAGAAAAAGUUUUCGGUGGCAAAACACCAUUUGAAUUGUUUCUGCAGUUCUUCGACGAAGAAAUAAUGGAAAUGCUGGUCGUGAAUACAAAUAUGUAUGCUCACCAAAAUAAUAUCGUAGUGGAUAUUAGCAAACAACAGAUAUAUCGUUUCAUCGGAAUUUUGAUACUAAGUGGUUAUCAUAAAGUACCUCACGUUGAACAUUAUUGGAGUACACAGCAAACACUUGGUAUACCUAUAGUAAAGCAAGCUCCAUCACGUAAUAACUUCCAGUUGAUCAAAAGAAUAUUUCAUUUAAUGGACAAUUAUGGCAUUGAUGCCACAGACAGAUUUGCUAACGUUCGUCCACUUAUUGAUGCACUGAAUCGUAAGUACCUGCAGCUUGGAGUUUUUGAAACGUUUCAGUUAAUUGAUGAUCAACUGAUACCAUAUUUUGGUCCACAUUGA
Anastrepha obliqua is the source of this 801-nucleotide messenger RNA. RefSeq names its product piggyBac transposable element-derived protein 3-like. NCBI's taxonomy places the organism in Eukaryota, Metazoa, Arthropoda, Insecta, Diptera, Tephritidae. Gene Ontology annotation, molecular function: sequence-specific DNA binding. The record is from RefSeq and is a predicted model, not a curated record. Bases 1 to 801 code for a protein of 266 amino acids. The transcript has 2 exons.